CAGACACUGCUUUUCAAGCUCAUGCUGCUGCUCCUUGGUAGAUCGUGGCUCUGAAUGAGCAAACUCCAUAGAAAAGAUGAAAUUUGAGGAUCUCUUGCUGGAAAUUGGUGGCUUUGGCAGAUUCCAGAUUUUAAUUUUGCUUAUCCUCUGUCUCCCAAGAAUCAACCUUCCCAUGCAUUUCCUGCUGCACAAUUUUCUUGCUGCUACCCCCUCUCAUCACUGUGCAAUUCCACAACAAGAGGCAUUUGUGAACCUCACCAUGGAGGAAAUUCUGCUCAUCAGCAUCCCCCGGGAGCCUGAUGGCACUUUCAGGUCCUGUGAGAUGUUCUCUCAGCCUCAGUUUCACCUGCUGCUCAAUUCUUCUCUGCAACCAGAAAACAGCUCCCUCCUCCAGCACUGCCAGCAUGGGUGGGUCUAUGACCACUCACAGUUCACCUCCACCAUCGUCACCGAGUGGGAUCUGGUGUGUGAGCAGCGCGGACUGAACCAGGCGACCGCGACCUUCUUCUUCAUCGGCGUUACGAUGGGGGCAGUGAUAUUUGGAUACCUCUCAGACAGGUUCGGACGGAAAGCCAUGCUCCUGCUGUCACUUGUGUGCUCGGUCAUAUUCGGGAUGCUGAGUGCCACCUCCACCUCCUACAGCAUGCUGGCCAUCACACGGACCCUCACAGGGGUGGCCCUGAGUGGUGUCUCCCUUAUUGUAUUGCCUUUGGGGAUGGAGUGGGUGGACAUAGAGCACCGCACCUUCUCCGGGAUCCUGAGCAGCAUCUUCUGGAGCGUCGGUAACAUGCUGCUGGCCACCGUCGCCUACCUGGUGCGGGAAUGGCACUGGCUGCUAGUAGCAGUAACAGGACCUUGUCUGCUGAGCAUCCUCUGCCUGUGGUGGGUCCCAGAGUCUGCACGGUGGCUCAUAGCCAAUGGCAAAGUGAAACAAGCUCACAGGCAUCUGAUUAGAUGUGCAAGAAUGAAUGGAAGGAAAGACUUCACUGUCUCACCAGAGGCCCUCAGAAGGAUGGCAAUGGACAACAAGCCAGGAAGGAGUUACUCCUACAUCAGCUUGUUUAGGACACCAGUCCUGCGGAAGAUCUCCCUGUGCUCUGGGGCAGUGUGGUUUGGUGUUGCCUUCUCUUACUACGGCAUGAGCAUGAACCUCACUGGCUUUGGGCUCAACAUGUAUCUCUCCCAGUUUGUCUUUGGCGUCAUUGAGAUUCCAGCCAAGGUGAUCAUGUACGUCCUGGUGAACCGGGUCGGGCGACGGCAGAGCCAGGCGUGGACGCUCAUACUGGCCGGCCUGUGCAUAGGAGCCAACGUCAUCAUUCCCAAGGCCUUCACCUCCUUGCGUUCUGUAGUGGCCAUUACGGGCAAAGGUUUCUCAGAAGCUGCAUUCACUACUGUCUACUUGUACACCUCUGAGCUUUAUCCCACCGUGCUGAGGCAGAACGGCAUGGGGUACACCUCCUUCCUGGCACGCCUCGGCGGGGCUCUGGCCCCACUCGUGUUCCUGCUGGAUGGGGUGUGGAGGUCCCUGCCCGAGGUGACCUACUGCGGGGUAGCAGUCUGCUGCGGCUCGGCGGCCUUCCUGCUCCCGGAGACGCUCAACCUGCGCCUGCCCGAGGGCAUCGAGGACCUCGAGAAGCCACAAGCGAAAAGUCCCCAGCAGAGCGGUGCUCCCGAGGCGGUGCCGCUGCGGGCUCCGCUGCAGUGA
Molecule: messenger RNA, 1705 nt
Organism: Chaetura pelagica (chimney swift)
Lineage: Eukaryota; Metazoa; Chordata; Aves; Apodiformes; Apodidae
Gene: SLC22A7
Product: solute carrier family 22 (organic anion transporter), member 7
Exons: 10
Coding region: 77-1705 (542 amino acids)
Biological process (GO): transmembrane transport
Cellular component (GO): membrane
Molecular function (GO): transmembrane transporter activity
Source: RefSeq, a predicted model, not a curated record